Anarrhichthys ocellatus (wolf-eel) is the source of this 8112-nucleotide messenger RNA. It is a transcript of the gene asph, whose product is annotated as aspartate beta-hydroxylase. Gene Ontology annotation, biological process: peptidyl-aspartic acid hydroxylation. Gene Ontology annotation, cellular component: membrane; endoplasmic reticulum. Gene Ontology annotation, molecular function: peptidyl-aspartic acid 3-dioxygenase activity. The transcript is spliced from 12 exons. The record is from RefSeq and is a predicted model, not a curated record. The coding region runs from base 3980 to 5443 and encodes 487 amino acids. Lineage: Eukaryota; Metazoa; Chordata; Actinopteri; Perciformes; Anarhichadidae.
GCUGCUUUUUUUUUUUCUGUCCCGUUGUAUCGCUGGUUGCUGUGGUGGGAUGAUGCGUUGCAGCCUUUCAAAGUUAAUCGGGUGUCAGGCUGUUCUUUCAUCCAGGGCCCAGUCCUGGCUAGCUAGCUUAAUUUAGCUUCAGAAGAUGCUGUAGACGUGUUAGCUGCUCCGUGCAAGUGAGUCUGUUUAAGAGGGUUAGUGGAGCAUGUAGCGCUGUUCAUUUAAGCACAGCCUUUCUCCUAUUAAUGUGAACACGUCAACGAUGUCACGUUACCGACAUUACAUUACGUUAUUUAACGCGCAGAGCUUUUGAUAUCGAAACAAAAUCAUAGUUACUAUCGUUAGCUCUGCAUUUAGUUUGCCUAUAUAACUCUAUAUUAGCAGGACGCGACAGAAGUAGCAUUGAUACGCUAGUUGUUCAUCCGGUGCUCCGGCUGGUUGGUCUUUGCAACUCCAGCUCGUGGGAUUACAGUGGAACGCCGGCACGCACUGAAUUUAAGCGUUGCUCUCGUGUGAGUUUAUAUAUUUUACACCCCCAUAACCCACUCAGACAUGUAGGCCUGUGCGCCGUCAGUUGUACCAGCAGUGCCAGUAGGUUAUGUGUGCACCCCGGGGCGCUGAGCACCCCGCCCCCAUUCUAGUCCAGUCACUCUUCCAAAUGCUCACGUGUCAAUAUAAGAAGCCGUGGGUGGAGUUAUACGUGGCUCGUGGGGGACCCCCAUUACAUUCGAUAGCUCUGCUUUUGUAUUCGCAAUGGAAGAGGGCAUCGCGCGCGGCUCUAUUCAAAUAUGGUGUAAAGCCUCGCGAAUGUUUUCGUGACGUUACUCUGGAGUUAUUAAAACAGACUCGGCACGUUGUCCCUUUAUUUAUAAGCGUCAAAGUGGACAAAGUACCGCUUAGAUAAAUAGUAGGCUUUAAUGGAUUCUUGGUGCACUGAAACCGAUGCGUGAUGCAGUUGUGUAUUUCAGCCCCACGCUGACGUGUGUCUGUGGGUCCCUGAGCAUGAGCCCAUGUUGUGUUCAAACAAACCGUAAGUAACUUUACUAGAGGACACUGUCCUCUACCGCCUGCUCGGGGCUCGAGUCCCCUAUAGCAAGUUAGACUGGGAUGGUAGCCCCCAUACCACAGCAAAACUAUAUGGAAUACAGUGGAGUGACCAGAAGAAACUAUAAAAACAACUUUAAAUAUUUCUAUGAAAAUAAAUGUGUUUUGAAUACACGUGGUGCUGCAUUUGUUGAUACCAACUUUCAGCGCUCCACAUUUUCCAGAUGAAUGAAAGCUGACAAAGUUGGCAAACAAGAAAAAUGUAAUGCAUCUUCAAAAUAUGCACCUUUUGCUUUUCAACUGAUGGUAGAUUGCUCUUCAGAGGUAAUGCUGUGUCCGUAGGAGCGGAUCAAAAGGCACUGUUACGGUUAGAAAAGUCAGGGAACAAAAUGUUCAGUUUUUCUCGUGUUUUUUCUUAACCCCGCCCACCACAGCCCCUAUGCAUGCUGUAUGGUUGAACAGUGUAUGCUCCGAUUACAAUGACACGCGCAACAAGUACUCAGGAUUUCAUAUAUGAAGGGAGAACAAACUCAUUUAUUCAAUUAGAAAUGGAUACAAUUGUAUAAUAUUUGAAUCAAAUAAUGAAAGACCUCUAUGGCCUGUAUGUUUUAGUCUAUUGUUUCAAAAGAAACAAAAUGCUACAUCAGCAUUUCUUUUCCAGACACAGAAAUGAUAUUCACAAAGAUGUAUAAUGACAGUUAGUUGCAUCUUGUAUCAGUGAGAGACAAUAAGUAGUUUAAAGGUUCAGCAGCUGACUGGAUGGUGAGACACAUUGGAAUGAGAGCACGUGCAAAAAGUAAAGGUGAAAAUCAAAGUGAGGUUUUCUAAAGCCGUAGUUAACCCACUACUGAAAGAGAACGGCCCGUGCCCUUUAUUAGUAUUUAUUUGAGUUGCAUCAUAUUAUCAAACACUGAGAGUGGCUUAUCAAAUAUUGCUUUUGGCCCUCAGUCGAGCUUGAUGAGUAAACAGUAAAUUGUAUGUGGGGUGUUUUCAACAUCCACUUAACAGUUUAGAGGCACUCAGGCUGAACUAUCUCACGAUGUCUGAUCUUAUGGUAAAAUGAAUCCUGGAUCCGUGAGAAUCCAUAUGGGAGUGGGGAACUUAUCAUCAGUUGAUUUCUGUUGAUAUAUUUGACCUUUACUCAAGUCUUAUUUAUCCCAUUCACAUGUCUCUUUGUCAUGAAUUAUUUUUACUUUUCUACAUGUAUCAUUUCAAUCCCUCAGCCCCCCCCCCCCCUCCAAAUGGCUGGGAGUUGCUGAAGUAUGCACAGCUGUAAGGGUAAAAGCCUUGACUGACGUGUGAUGCUGUGUUCUUUGCAUGUGCAGAGCGUGUUCUUAUCUAAAUCCUUGAGAUAUAAAACUCACCAUAUUUUAGCUUGAUGCUACAUUAUUCUGUCUGCUGUUGAAUCAAACCAAACACGCAUGUUGAACAGUCACCUCUGAUCUUCAUGAUUUUUGGUGUUAGGACUCUGGGGCAAUGUGACAUACUGGGUUUAAUUGUUGUCCAGCUCUGCCCUGUUUCCUGUACAGAGCCAUGCAUGCCGUACAGACGAGGCCAGACAGAUUGCGAUUGGUUUUUAAAUAAAGAAAAAAAUGAUAAUUUCUUCUGGUCGUCUGAACAAAUGUAUAUACUAACCUAGUGCCUCAUUUAGCAUCCAAGCAAGAUAUGUUGUCACAUCCAGGUUCGUUUUCUUUACUCUAGUCAAAUCCUUAAAGAAAGCACUCGGCUCUAGCCUGUGGACAUUGGGAUCAAUGCUGUGUUUGAUGUGUCCUUUAUAGAGGCCAUGAUGCCUGCCAGCAAAACAGAAACCAGUAUUUUCUGGUGCCAUGUUACAGUAAAUGGCACAUGAUUAUAUCAAGUAUAGUAGUCUGUUAUGACCAGCUGUUUGCAGUGAGCCAGUGAUAUAAUCGAAUGAGCUUGACACACAGCUCUAGCUAAUGCUAGUGACUUUCUGGGGAUUUCUUCCAUCAUUGGAACGUACUACUGUGCACUGUCACAGAUCAGGUCUCUGUCAGUACUGCACUAAAGGAGUGGAUGUAGUUGGCUGCUAGGUGGACGUCAAUCAUCACAUGUGUGGGUUUUGUUAAAGACAUUUCUCAAAUAGAGAACCCCUGGUCCUCACUUAUCCAGACAGCUGUUUUAAUGUUGGGUCAGCGGUUGGCAUUAAUUCCACAUUGUCAAAGCUUCGUGAAUGUGAGUGAGUAGAAUGAUGGUUAAACCUGCAUGUGUGUACACAUGAACAUGGGGGGGGGGGGGGGGAGAUCGGCAGUAACACGUUGUGUGGCAUGUAGUUUUACCACAUCUUCCAGGGAGUGUUCUGUUUGUACGAGAGCUGAAUGUUUGAAGAGAAUUCUACAUUAUGUAUUGGUGAAUAAGACGGCUUGUUCUGAGCUGUGUUUUUACUACAGGAUCCUGCUACUGGCCCCGUUUUAUUUCUCUUUGCAGUGCUGGAAAUGUAAUCCUCCAGUUGACGCAUCUCUUCUAUUUGUUGCUAAUAUUGAAUUAAUAAAAGAUAAUGGAAGUAAAUUCAUCAGUUUUUUAAAUUAUGAAUCAUUACCAAUAUGCAGUGUUUUAAAAAUAGCAGAUAGUCAGUGAGAAAAUCUAAAUCAUGUAUAGAAACAUUUCGAUGCAUCAAAAUGAAUCUCUAAUGGUUUCAUAAUGGCAUCGUAGCCCUGAGAAUCUGAAUGGAAUUUUGAGGUGCCUAGAGAUCCCCACCCCUACUGAACAGGCCUGCUUGUUCAAAGUCACAGGGAAGAGAUGUUUGGUUUGAAGGCGUGCACAGCAGCCCUUACAUAAGACGCAGAAAAACGUCUCCAACUGAACUUGUCCUGAGCCUCACAGAGAAGAGACGGAGCAGAGAGUUCCUAUUUGUUUGGAACAGAAGAUUGUUAGUGUGUGUGUUCAUGUACAUACGUGAACUAGCUGCUGUGGUCCGAUGAGAAUGAAGUGCAUAGAAGAACAGAUAGAUGGUUCUAAAACCCAAUCUGCAAAUAAGAAUGGGAAGAAGGGGGACUCUGGGUCCAGCAGCAGCAGCAGCUUCUUCACCUGGUUCAUCGUGCUGGCCCUGCUGGGCGUCUGGACAUCUGUAGCCGUGGUCUACUUUGACCUGGUGGACUAUCAGGGAGUCCUUGACAAGGCUAAGGGCUUACAAAUUAACCUGUCUGACGCCUUGCAAGGUAAACUGGUGGCAUACGAUACAGAUGGCGAUGGUGAUUUUGAUGUCGAGGAUGCUAAAGUCCUGCUAGGACUGAAAGAGAAGGCUGUGGUUGUCACUUCCCGUCGUGAAGAAGCUGCUGCUCCAGUGGAGAUUCCAGAAGUUCAACUGACACCAGAAGCUGUUGUUGAGCCUGAGCCUCUGGAAGAUGUGAUUGAAGCUGCUGUAGCAGAGGACUCUUCUGCACCACCACCAGAGCCUGAGCCUGAACCUGAGGAAGAACCUGAGGAAGAGCCAGAGCCUGUGGAGACUCCUGAGGUGAUUGAGGAGGAACCAGAGGUGCUGGAGGAGGAGCCUCCUGCUGAGGAAGAGGAGGCCCCUGUGGAGGAGGCUGUUCCAGUUGAGGAGGUUGAAGAAAUGAUGGCCAACCAGACUGAAGAGGAGGCAGCACCUGAAGAGGAAACAGAGCAGGCUGCUGAGGAGGAGGAGGAGGCUGCUGAGGAGUCUGUGGAGGAAGAGGCUGCUGAGGAGUCUGUGGAGGAAGAGGCUGCUGAGGAGUCUGUGGAGGAAGAGGCUGCUGAGGAGGCUGUCGAGGAAGAGGAGGCUGUUGAGGAGGAGGCUGCUGUGGAGGAGGAGGAGGAGGCUGCUGAGGAAGAGGCUGCUGAGGAGGCUGUGGAGGAAGAGGUGGCUUACGAGGCUGUGGAGGAACUUGCAGUAGAGGUGGAGGCUGCAUUCGAGGAGGCCGAGGAAGAGGAGGAAGAGGCGGCUGCAGAUGAGUCUAUGGAAGAACCCGCUACGGCACAGGAGGCCGAGGAGGAGGCUGCUGCUGAAGAGGUGGCGUCAGAUGUUGAGACUGUAGAGGAAGAGAGCGCUCCGGCAGAAGAAUCUUUUGAUGAGCCCACUGAAGAGGAUGAAGCUGUUGAGGAGGAUGUGGAGGAGAUAGUGGAAGAUGAGGAGCCUGCUGAGGAGGAGGCGGCUCCAACAGAAGAAGCUGUUGAGGAUGUAGCCGAAGAGGAGGAGGCAGCUGUGGAAGAGGAGGCAGCUCCAACAGAAGAAGCUGUAGAAGAUCCUGCUGUGGAGGAGGCCGCAGACACAGAGGCUGCUCCUGAAGGCGUAGUAGUUGAGGAGCAAACAGUAGCAGAGACGGAAGAUGAAGUAGAACACGAAGUAGAGGAGGCAGCAGAAGAAGCAGCAGAGUUUGUGGAGACAGAAGAACAGAUUCAGGACGAGCCCACAGAAACGUAAAGGCUGCCGCGGUCGUCGUGGUGACGGAGCAGGGACCCAAUGACCUUGCAUCAGCACCAUCUGAGCAUGCUCAGAGCGAUGAUGCGCCUCUCCUCCUCCACAGAAAAGAAAUUGAGUUGUUAUGACAACACUCUCUUCCCCCCUGUGUGGCCCCCCCCCCCCCCUGUUUUCACACCUUCCUUCAAAUGUCCCUUUUGGUGUAAAUGUGAGAUAAUGGAUGAAUUAUUAUCUUUUACGGUACUCCUGUUUUUCCCCUUCUUGUUUUCCCCUGAAUCCCGUUCUUUGUUUCUUUAAGUAGAGCCCCCAUUUCCAUUUGUGUUCAGGGUGAUGUAGUUCUGUGUGACUGAGGCCAGAUGGUCAAGCCAUGUGAACGCUAUGUGCUCUACUUGCAGCUAGUUUACCGGAGUCUUAUCUGCAAGAGCUGUAACUUUAAACCAGUCUGGAACUUUAUUUUGAAGUCUCUUAGUUUGGCUUCCUGGAGCUCAAUUCUGUUGCUAACCAAACUUGAGGCCAACGUGCACGGCUGAGCCAGGAGAUUGGGGUCUAUACAGUGAGGUGACUUUGUUGGGUCAGAAGAUUCACAGAUACUAAACUUAGCGAACCCAACACUGCAGAGUUUAUCCCCUCUGGACCUUUCCCUCCUGCUGAUAAGAAAUCUGCUUGAUGGAGGUAAUAAUAAAAUAUUUCAAAUUUAGUAAUCAAACUAAAGGUGUAAUGUCCUCCACUCUAUUGCAGGGCAAGUUCAGAAUUACGAAGAACAUUUCCAUUCAGCUGUGUAGUUCUGGUCACAGCAUUGUAGAUUCUAUGCAAAGCUGUCGUGAUCUCUCUCACCCACUUCCCUCACCCCUCCUCACCCAGCCAGUUUACUUACCACUGAGUAUGAGCCUUAUGCUAGCAUGUGAAUUCGGAGAGAGCUUGUGUGUGUGUGUGUGUGUGUGUGUGUGUGUGUGUGUGUGUGUGUGUGAGCAUGUGUGCGGAUGAAUUCCUUUUGUUUCCCGUGAUGAGCAUGUUCUUGUGUGUUGACACAUCUCUUCUACUAGUCAACCCUCUCAGUGAGCCCUAGAGUCAUGAUGUACUUUUGAGACUGUUGAACUAUUUUCUCCUCAUUUGUUCUCUCGCUACCUUUACCUCUGUGUGUUUGUGUUCCGUCGAUUCCUUGCUCUUAAUUCUUUCCGGAUACGGUUACAAAGACCAUCAAACUAUCCUAUCAAAUCAUUUUAAAAUGAAGUUGUAACUUUAAACUUCUGUUUCUUGAGUUUAAACUGUGAUGUAAAUUAGGACAUAAUGGAUGGUGCAAAGCUGUCGCACUGUGGUGUAAAGACUGUUUUUUUUUUAAACACACCAGCUAUACAUGGAUCUGGUCUAGCAGGCUGAUGCAGACAGGAUAGUAGCACUGAAGCAUUUUAACCCCGUGUGAUCCAGACUCCACUUUCUUUUCUCUGAAUCACAAAUGGAGAAAUGCAUCAGGCAUCAUAUUCCUGUGGAAGUCGGCCUCCAGUUAAAUUAUCCGACAUCUUUGUUUUUAUCAUCAGUGACAUGUUUUUUAUUUACUAAAAGGGAAAGUUGGCGACACGUUUCUUUAGUCACUCUUCCCUUUUCCUUUGUGACAGAAUCAGAAUUUGUCUUGGUGUGUGUUUCAGUCACUGAUCCUCGGUAGCAGGGCCCUGUUAUCAGAGAGCAAAACAUCAUUCCAUCGCAGAAUUAAAAUUGUGGAAUUAUGAGAGCGUUAUGCAUCUUAUUUUGAAGGCGAUGGCCAGAUCUGCAGGUAAACAUCCUCUGGUGUCCCUGUUGCAUCAGAAGAUAUUUUAGCUUUGGGUAAAUGGGUGCAGCUCUGUGGAGAACACAUUCCUGUUGGGAUGCGGACAAACAAUAUGUCGAUCUGAUGUUUUAGGAUAAAUCACAACACUACUAGUGGAAGAACAGAGACCACGUAAAACAUACCUCUUUUUUUAUUCUUUUAUUUGGUGUCACAGACCCACUUUGUGUUUCUAGUCCUGACAUUUUGUAACUACCAGAUUGUUUUCAUGGUGUGCAGUAGAAGUUUUUGUAGGAUGUCUCGUCUACUAGCUGGUCUUUUCUACUUCCUGACACUUUGUAAGUCAAUGUGAACUGUAAAACCUUUUUAACAUUGAAGAUUACAGUCUUUACCAAGAGAGAGCUUCUAGAUUUUUAAAAGUUAACGUUUAAAAAAAAAAAAAAAAAAAAUUUUUGAAAAUACGUUGAAAGCUUUUCACAAAGCCAUAAGAUGUUUGACAGGCAGGUUUAAGGGGCUGUGCUACUUCAGGACAAUGGUUUAUUCUCUAACAAUACAAAAGGAAGAGCAAUGAAAUAAAGCCGCAGAGCAACCACACACUGCAGCAACCCGGUGAAACAGAUUAGGAUCUCUUUCAUUACUGAUCUUUGAUGAGAAGUCAUGUACGUGCUGCGAUGACAUGGACAGCGGUGCUCCCAGACAAAGAGGGGGUCAGUUGUUGACGGCUGGAAACAGUAGACGAGCUCCACAGUAUUAUGAGGAAAUACAGUUGUUUGUUAACAGCUGCCUCAGCUGUCUGCAGGUCUAAUACUGAUGAUGCUUAAAUUAUUGUGAAGUAAUGAUGGAUUGUGGAUAUUUGAAGUGUCACAGUUUUCUGUAAAUGAUCUUUUGCUGCAAUAAAAGGUUUGGGACAACA